This is a messenger RNA of Phytophthora nicotianae INRA-310, 483 nucleotides long. RefSeq lists its product as hypothetical. NCBI's taxonomy places the organism in Eukaryota, Oomycota, Peronosporomycetes, Peronosporales, Peronosporaceae. The transcript has a single exon. The record is from RefSeq and is a predicted model, not a curated record. The coding region runs from base 1 to 483 and encodes 160 amino acids.
AUGCGUGAUGAACUGGGGUUGACGGAAGUCCGCAAGACCCGGAUGAUCAACCAAAUACGCCAUCAAAUAAAGAUCGAACAGCGUGAGGCGGAGGACGAGCGGCGUGAAGCUGAAAAAGCCGAAGAAGAGACCGAACGUAUCGGAAAGAUCCCAGCCAAGCGUAAGCGCGACUGGGAUGAACUGAAUGAUGUACUCAAGUCAAAGCGUGGCAAGGACGGGAGCACGGCGUUCUCGGCCAUGGAGUACGGACAGCUGCCGAAGCAGUUCCGUACGGACGAAGACUCGGUCAAGUCCGGCGUCUUCUACGAUCUCAUGAACGAGCCUAACGCCCUCACGGACAAUAUGUUGGACGAUCUUCUUAAAGCGAUUGAAAAUAAGAACUGUGUGUACCAGGAUCCGACUAGCAACGAAGCCACCCGCAUCCAGUUCAUGGGCGCGAUCUUCGAAAGCGUGGUGCGCAUGUUUAAGACUGAUGAGCAGUGA